GCAGGUAUGAAUUAAUACCAGAGUAACCAUCUGUCAGUCAGCCGCAUCGUGUUUUGGCACAUUAAGGGAAAGAAAUGUUCAAUAUGGAUGUGCUGUGUGGCCCUUUAGGUUUGGGUGUUGUGGCAGGACUGGGCUGUGGACUCCUCCUCGGCUGGCAUCUCAGGGCUCGUUUAGGCUCAUCGUCCAAAAACCUGAUGGCAGCGAUGGGGAACGGCACCGGUGAAACGAGCGUCAUGGGAGAAGGAGGGGAGUUCAAGAUGAUCCUGGUUGUCCGAAAUGACCUGAAGAUGGGUAAAGGGAAGGUCGCCGCCCAGUGCUCCCACGCUGCUGUGUCGGCCUACAAACAGGUGCAGCGCAGGAACCCCUCGCUCCUCAAACAGUGGGAGUUCAGCGGCCAGCCCAAGGUGGUGGUGAAAGCUCCUGAUGAGGAAACCCUGAUUGAUCUUCUGGGUCACGCCAAAGAAGUGGGGCUUCCUGUCAGUCUGAUCCAGGACGCAGGGAGGACACAGAUUGCGCCCGGGUCACGCACUGUGCUGGGUAUCGGUCCAGGUCCAGCUGAUCUGAUCGACAGAGUGACUGGAGACUUGAAGCUCUACUAGAGUUCCAGUUUGAAUAUGAGUGACUUUCAGACAGUGUCUAGGUUAAAACUAUCCGCAAUGAAACCUAAGUUGGGCUAAUAUAAGUUUGUAUUUUUAUACAAGAAUAACUGAUUGUCAAUUACUUCACUUUUUUGUGCCAUUUUGGGGAUUUUGUGCAUUUAACCCUAUUGCAUUAGAAAUGAGAUGACUCUGGAAUAGCAGUAACAGCUUGUUUACUGUGACAGAUGAACACUUGAAACAAUCUACAACCGGUCUGCUGAGGCCUGACACUGUCUUUAGACCUGAGGAAACAUUAAAUAUAUGUUCUGUUUAAAAUGUGACAAGAGCAAAACAAUUAUUCAGUAUUAUUAUUGUUCUCAUAUUACAACCAUUUAACUACUCUGAGCUACCGUCUACUAAUUAUAUUGGCUUGAUGAUAACAAAUGAAGAAAGAUCAUCUCACAGAAUUAAUGCUGAAAUUGAGUCAUUUUUUCAUAUAAAAUGCCAUGAAGGUCACUUCAAUAAACAGUAUAAAUUGGUAUUUGCAUUGCAGCAGUAGAGUGGAUUAAUAGGAUGUCAAAAAUAUGGUAAUGAGACGGAAUUUCAUUUAAUGUUUUGAUAUAAAAUAAUGGAUUAUCUUCAAUAUUUUUUCCUGGUUUUAAGUGCUGCAUUGAGUGAAUUUAACAACCAACACCUCAACCUGUAAAAUAUAAUUCCACUUUAUGAAAUAAGUCAGAAUCUUACAUUGAUAGGUAUAAAUGACUGGUAGUAACUUGCACCAGAGGAGACUUAUUAUUGGUCUGCUGUGUAUGUAGCAGCUGCUGGUUUACACCAUCAGAGGGUGCCAGUGCUACAUCCUCAUACAUCAAGUGAGCCUUCUAUUGCUGCUGUUGAACAGGGCCUCUAUUCAAACUGCUGAAAGUAAUAGCAGUGAUAUUGGGAGUAGUAAGUAACAUACCACUCUAAACUGUGAGGAUUAUGUUUUAAAAGUAAUAUACAAUAUGGUAGAUAAAGGGUCAAUAUCUCAUUGACUGUUCCUUCUCUGAGCAUAUGUGAUCACUCAGUUAUUUUGAAACUUUGCUGUAAA
This is a messenger RNA of Scomber scombrus (Atlantic mackerel), 1665 nucleotides long. It is a transcript of the gene ptrh2, whose product is annotated as peptidyl-tRNA hydrolase 2. The transcript is spliced from 2 exons. Gene Ontology annotation, biological process: negative regulation of anoikis; positive regulation of anoikis. The record is from RefSeq and is a predicted model, not a curated record. Lineage: Eukaryota; Metazoa; Chordata; Actinopteri; Scombriformes; Scombridae. Gene Ontology annotation, cellular component: mitochondrion; cytosol. Gene Ontology annotation, molecular function: peptidyl-tRNA hydrolase activity. The coding region runs from base 75 to 599 and encodes 174 amino acids.